Messenger RNA from Adineta steineri, 2746 nucleotides. Lineage: Eukaryota; Metazoa; Rotifera; Eurotatoria; Adinetida; Adinetidae. The record is from the annotation of a GenBank genome assembly.
AUGAACGAUUCCGAAAGGUGUGUUAACACUAUUAUUAUUAAAAAUCUACCAAAAGAUUAUACAGAAAAUCAACUUGAAAAACUUUUUUCAAAAUUUGGUCGUAUUACAUCAAGUACAAUCUUACCAAUUGAUUCGAAUUUAGAAGGUAGUUAUGGUUUUAUUAAUUAUGCUGAACCAGAAAGCUGUACUGAAGCUGUUGAGAAGAUGAAUAACUAUGUUAUUGAUCAAUUUACUUUAUAUGUUAAUCAUUCAUCAGCACAAACGAAUAAUAAUUUAGAUCAACCACGAAUUGAAUCUCAUGUUGAUGAUGAACCAAAUUAUGAGAAUAAUAGUACAUCAUCACCUAGUAUUCAAAAUCCAUUUAGUAGUUUUCAAUCAGCUACUACACAUUCAUCAACAACAUCAUCACAAAUAUAUAAUAAUACAUCUUUGAAUACAAAUGAAUUCCAAUCAUUUUUGAAUAGUGAAAAACUAUUAUGGAAUACCACAGAUAUUGAAGAAAAAAAUAAUCAAAGUCUAUUCAAAAAUAAAACAACAAUGAAUAUUUGUGAACAUAAUUCAUUUGUAACCAAUAAAAAAUAUUCUGUUUAUUUAUCAAACUUUCAAUUACCAAAUAUAAUAUUUGUAGCAACAUUAGAUGAUUGUAUUAAUUCAACAAUACUUAUAACAAAAAUGAAUAAACGUGAUCAACUUUUGAAAACUGACGUGAACUCUUAUAACUCAAAAUUAAUAGUUGGACAAUACUGUGCUGCACUUUUUGAAGGAUACUGGUAUCGAGCACGUAUAUUAGAAAUUAAUAAAAAUCUUGUUCAGGUUCAAUAUAUUGAUAUGGGAAACAUGGCAUGGUGUGAUUCAAUUCUUGAAAUUCAACCAUUGCUGAAUGAAUGUUAUAAAGAUCCUGUUUUAUGCAUUAAAUGCGUUUUGGAUGGUGUACCAACUCAGGAAAAACUAUGUGAUGAACAAACAAAUGCUAUUCUUAAAACAUUUGUCUUCGAUAUUGAACUUGAAAUGACUGUACUACGUUUUGAAAAUAAUCUUCCAUAUGUACAACUUAAUUUAGGUGAACGAAAUUUAAAUAUUGAAAUACAAACAAUAUUAUUACAACCAUCAUCAUUUUCAACAACAAUUCUGAAAAAAUUAAAUCACGAAAUAAUUAGUUUUGAUUCAAAUAAACCAGAAAUGAAUAUAUCUGAAAUUCAUUCUGUACAAUUAAUAGGAAUUGAUACUGAUUUAGAAUGUUUUCAUGUUCUAUUAAUAAAUGAUUAUCUUCUAACAAUAAUGAAUGUACUUAAAGAAUGGAAUGUUAAUAAACAUCUAUUAACUAUUGAACCAAAACCGAAUAUGCUUAUUUGUGCACAAGAUGGAGAUGAUAAUCUAUGGUAUCGAGCAUGGAUUCAAAAUAUUAUAGGAAAUGAUUUUUGUGUAUAUUUUGUUGAUUCUGGUAAUAAAAAAGUUGUUUCAAUUGAUCGUCUUAGUGAUUGUCCAGAAGUUUUACGAAAUAUUCCAUGGCAAAGUAUACAAAUCAAAUUAGCUGAGAUUAACUUAACAGAUGAUGAACGUUAUUUACUUUUAAACAAUUUUGGAGCUGAUCGACUUCAAAUGAAAAUUUUUUCAAAUAACCAAAAUAUUUAUUUUGUUGAAUUAAUCAAAGACGAAAAAUCUCUUUCAACAUAUAUUUUGAAUUUACGUAAAAAGAAAGAAAAGCAAGCACACAAUCCACCGAUAACUAACGAAACACUGAAAAACUUUGAUACAACUCAGCAAUUUGUGGUCCAGGCAGCAGCGCCGCCACCAAUAAUAGUAGCUGAAAAUGCUCAACAUAUAGUUAAACAGAAUGUAAUGAAUCAACAACAACAACAACAAAAUUCAUCAAAAAGCGCUCAAUCAUCCACUCAAAAAAUAUCAAAACUUUUGAAAAAUACUGAUGUUGUUGUUCAAUUUAUGGAUAACAACAUCAGUUAUACAACUAUAGGAUCCGAUUCUAUAUCUUCGUGUUCAUUUAUAUUACUCAUAGGUACUAUACAAGAUAUAGAAUUUUCCUACCUGUCGCAUUAUCCAGAGCCAUAUGAACCACCAUAUACUCCAACCACAACAAUGCUACAAAUUCUAAACAUAAUAUCUAAAAAUAUUAGAGAACAUUUAAUGAAAAAACUCUCAUCAAAUCUUAAGGGAAAAUUAGAAAUUAGUCAUUUUACUAAUUUACAUCUAUUAGUUGGCGGUGGAGCUGUGGAAGAUAAUGAUUUAAUCAGAAACGGUUUAAUCUUAUUAAAUGAUCAAAACAACAUGGAAAAUAUCUUCCACGAUCCACUCGCCAAACAUAUAUACCAACAAUUAAAAAAAAAUGUAACUGUUUUAAAAGCAGUUACAUUUUUGGUCAACAAUAAUGAUGGAAGUGGAGGUAAGUAAAACGCAUUUUUUCAGUGGCGGUGGAGCGUAUUAGCCUGGGUAGGCUCGAUUUUAUUAUUCGUUUCGCAUACGAAGCGGGGAUUCGGGGCGAGGCGAGACGAAGAAAAGUUUUUCAAGUGUCGAAGCGAAGCGAGGCGGAGGUCAGCUUGCAUCUUCGAUAUUUCCUCCACAUCAAAUCUCGUUAAAAAAUACAUAAUACACGGAAGAUCAUGAUUUUUCUUAGCAAUGAAACAAUGUGUUGAAUAUCUCAACAUUUGAAAACUGUUUUCAUACCAACUUAAAAUGUAUCCUUGAUACUAAUUAUAGAAAAUUAAUGACAACUAUUAUAGUCAUCAAGGAA